This is a messenger RNA of Ahaetulla prasina, 2457 nucleotides long. RefSeq names its product fibroblast growth factor 18 (gene FGF18). Gene Ontology annotation, cellular component: cytoplasm. Lineage: Eukaryota; Metazoa; Chordata; Lepidosauria; Squamata; Colubridae. Gene Ontology annotation, biological process: positive regulation of protein phosphorylation; animal organ morphogenesis; regulation of cell migration. The record is from RefSeq and is a predicted model, not a curated record. Gene Ontology annotation, molecular function: growth factor activity; type 1 fibroblast growth factor receptor binding; type 2 fibroblast growth factor receptor binding.
UGCCCAGGUGGAGCUCCACACCCGCCACGGGACUGGAGGGAGGCGGGGGCCGGCAGCCAGCUGGCUUCUCGAUUGUCCUUCGCCUCCAGCAAGUGCAAGUAGCAGCCAGCACCUCCCUUCACUGGCCGAUGAUGCGCGCUCUCUCGCGCGGUGGGGAGGAUGUUGAGAGAAGACAAGAGGGAGGCUAAGGCGGAGAAGGCGCUGAAGCGGCGGCGGGGCAAGGCCGGUGGCCCUAUUCGGGUUGUCCUUGCCCUCGGCCCUUCCUCUUCGAUGCCCUCGCCAAGAACCUGUCCGACGUCGCCGGGAGGAGGGGGCAGUUUUGCGGUGCCCGGAGGCUGCGCUCGAUCAAGAGGAGAAAAGGGUAGAAAGGCGGAGAGUCCGCUGGGAUCCGAGAGCCAUCCUUGAGCGCCAAAGCGCAGGCUGGGUCGCUGGGAUUGCUCUUUUGGUCAGGGAAAGCAGCCGGAUCCGAGAAAGAGACGGGAAGAAUAGGCUGAGGAGGGGGGAGGAGGAGGGGGGGGAGGCGACCGGAGGGCAGGCUUGUUUGCUGACGAUCGGAAGUUACUGACAAUCAAGCAGGACCUUUGCCGCUCCAGAGAUCGAGCACGAGGGAGAGAGAGAGAGAGACACGCACACCCGCGCGCACACACACCCAUACACACACCCAUCCAUCCCCAGACCAGGAGGAGGAGAGAGUGGUGGUGUGGGGGGGGGGGGAGAAGAGGAGAGCUGAUGUCUAAGGGAGUCACUCGGUGGAGGCAAAGCAGGCAGGCUUUCAACUUCUCCUCACUGCUGCCGAGCGCCAAGCGAGAUCGCUGGAAAGCGGCGGAGCUUCCCGGAGCAGGACCCUUCCUAUGGCCAGCCUGCGGCGGGGGAUUUGACGCCGUUCCCUUGAAGCCACUUGACCAACCCCCGCCGCCACCUCACUCAGCGAUGUCUUAUUCCCCGCUCUCCGCCUGCACUUGCCUAUGGUUACAUUACCUGCUGCUCUGCAUCCAAGUCCAGAUGUUUGUUGCUGAAGAAAAUGUGGAUUUUCGGAUACAUGUGGAAAAUCAGACACGAGCAAGAGACGAUGUCAGCAGGAAGCAGCUCAGACUUUAUCAGCUCUACAGCCGAACCAGCGGGAAGCAUAUCCAGGUGCUGGGAAGGCGGAUCAGUGCCAAAGGAGAAGAUGGAGACAAAUAUGCCCAGCUUCUAGUGGAAACAGACACAUUUGGCAGUCAAGUCCGGAUCAAAGGGAGAGAGACAGACUUUUACCUUUGCAUGAACAGGAAAGGCAAGCUAGUAGGGAAGCCAGAUGGCACCAGCAAAGAAUGUGUCUUCAUUGAAAAAGUCUUGGAGAACAACUACACGGCUCUGAUGUCAGCAAAGUACUCAGGCUGGUAUGUUGGAUUCACCAAAAAAGGGAGGCCCCGGAAAGGGCCCAAGACCCGGGAGAACCAGCAAGAUGUCCACUUUAUGAAACGCUACCCAAAGGGACAAGUGGAGUUACAGAAACCUUUCAAGUAUACCACAGUGACGAAGAGGACUAGGAGAAUACGACCAACCAACCCCAGUUAAAAGACCAAGGCAGUGUCUUGCAAAUAAACUACAAGAAUAGACUGUACCAGAGAAAUAUUUUUACACUAAAAAUAAGGGAGAAGUUCUAUUUUUGUACAUUGUUUUUUAAUUUUUUUUAAAGACUGGGUUAAAAAUAGAAAUCCACUGGGGAAGCUGUAAAAGAUUUAUUGUAACUUGAAGAAGAAGAAGAAGAAGAAGAAGAAGAAGAAGAAAAAAUGAAUGGCUCUAUUUAAAUUGACUUUUUUGUGCUGUGGAUUGACAUACAGGUGCUUUAUUUCUCACUGGGAAUGGACAACGUUUGGAAUGGACAACAUAUUCAAGCCAAUCCCUAGAGGGGAAAAAGUUCAUGUUAUAAUGAUGAUAAUACUAAAAAACCAAAACCACAAAACCAAAGAAAGUUCUCCCCCACCCCUCCCCCACCCAACCCCUGAAAAUCCUUGGAUAAUUCUCUGGUGUUGCAGCCCUUGGUUACUUUGGCUCUGCAAGCUAGGCUGAGAUGUGAAGAUCUGCUGAUCUGGCAUGGGGCUUCCCUGGAGGGCUUAGUACCUCAAUCCUUUAUAAUGUUUCCGAUGACAUAAGGUGUCACGACUCUGUGAUCCUGCAUUGUUCUGCUCACUUCUGGAGAAUGCUGCUAAUGACCUUCAAGUGACUAAGUAAAAUAACCUAAUACACCAAUGAUAAGGGAGUAUUUUAAAAACCAGCUCUAUUAUAUAUAUAUAUAUAUAUAUGAAUGCAUGUAUUAUAUUUAUGCAUAUAAAUGUAAUACAUAUAUUUAUAUAUAUAUGUAUAUAUAAAUAUAUAUGUAUUAUAUUAUAAAGCUAUUUAUUUCAUUUCUCUGUAUAUUGCAGUUCCAUGAACCAGGUAUUACUGCCUCAGCAAUUAAAAAUUAUUUAAAACACA